Molecule: messenger RNA, 2317 nt
Organism: Mangifera indica (mango)
Lineage: Eukaryota; Viridiplantae; Streptophyta; Magnoliopsida; Sapindales; Anacardiaceae
Exons: 2
Coding region: 428-1963 (511 amino acids)
Molecular function (GO): protein binding
Source: RefSeq, a predicted model, not a curated record
ACGUUCGGUUUGUACUUGGCUUCAGGUCUUCACUGGAAGUCUUCACCGGAUCUUGAUCCGAGCAAGUGAGGUUUAACAUUGAACUCCAUUUAAAUCAGUGUUGCUACGUAAUCUUUCUUGAAAUUUACAAUUUCUCGGAUCCACUUCCGAAAUAUCGGUUGUCUUGACUGGUUGAACCGGUCUCGAUUUGGGAAGUCAGAACUGAUUUUUUAACUUCUGCUUUUUCUCGUGUUUUUCGGGAAAAAUGGUUGUGAAAGUAAACGAGUUGGUUCGAAAAUUUUGUUAUCUGUUCAUUUUCCUCAUUUGUUUGUUCAUUUUCAGGUUAAAGGAAAGCAAAGCUGAAGCUUUUCCAUGGAUCUGAUUUAAAAAUUAAAAAAAAUUCGGAUUCCUGUUCAUCAAAAGAGACAAUUUUGAUACAGUAAGAAGAAUGGGAAUAAAGUUAGCGAGCCCAUGUUUGCAUUGGUCACAGCCGAUUGUUCCUCACUCUCCGUCGUCUUCUCAAACGCUAGCUUCGGCAGUCUCUUCACCUUCUUCGAAACGACGCUGUAACUACGGUUCAACUCUCGCGUGCCGGUACUUGCAGAGACUUGACCGGUCAUCUCUCUUCGGAGCAAAAUUAACGAAGCUCCGCAGGUCCCAGUCUUACGAGUAUCCACCGUCAAAACCUCAGCCCACCGUAUUAAGAACUUGCAGUGCCAGCUUGGACGCUUUCCGCUUUCAAGAUGAUAGGGAUGAAAGCGGCGAUGGUGACGAUAACGGUAAGGGCGUAGAGCCUGCUUGGCAUGUCCAUGAACCUCCGGCGAUUAUUGAACGGAAGGCUAACAGCGUGGACCUUCCGUUGUCGCUAAGAAUGAUAAAGAGAAAGUUAAAAUGGCAAGAUGGGUUUAUGGAAGCAGGGGAAUCAGCCUAUUGUUCAGUUAAGAAAGCGUUUUCAUCUAUGGUGUUUAUAAUCCGAGAGAUUCAUAGUUUCACUUUACAGAUGAGAGAGAUUCUAUUUUAUGAAGAUUUACAAGGGAUCAUCGUAAGGGUUCAGAGAGAGAUGCACGCUUCUUUUGUGUGGUUGUUUCAACAAGUGUUCUCGCAUACACCAAUUUUAAUGGUGUAUGUUAUGAUACUUUUAGCGAAUUUUACAGUAUAUUCAAUGGCUAGUAACACUGCACUCGCAGUUUCAGUUUCUCCACCUGAAGUUUCUUCUGUGAUUAAAGUUGAGGAUAAGAAGAAUUCAAGUUUUGAUUCUUCAUCGCUUAAGAGGUUUUCAGUAUCUUCUUCAGGUGGGAAAACGACGUCAAUCGGGGAAAAUAACAAUGGCGGCGGCGGGAAAUUCCGGCCGAUGGCGAGCGGAACAGAUGGGGAUGGAGGCUUUGACCGGAUUGACCAUUUUAGAACAAUUGUGCCUGACGGUGCUUCACAGUUGUCCUCUCUUGGGACGAGCACAGAGGCAGACUCGGGGCCAGAGCAAUUAGUUAAAGAAGAUGAGUUGAAUUUGUGGAAUUCAGUUCAGGAUGAAGCUUCUCAAAUGCAAGCUUCAGGAAGAGAUGAGUCACUAAGAUUCGUUUCACCUGUCAAGGCCGAUAUUGAAUCCGAUAAUUAUGCAGAUUAUUUCAAAACAGAGCUUGUAUAUCAAAUAAGACUGCAAAGAGAGCCCAACAACCCUCUUCUUCUCACGAAUUAUGCUCAAUUUCUCUACCUCGUUGCUCAUGACUAUGACAGAGCGGAGAAGUAUUUCAAGAGAGCGAUUGUAGUGGAGCCAGCGGAUGCAGAGGCAUUUAACAAAUACGCAAGCUUUUUAUGGAGAGUGAGGAAGGAUUUUGGGGCAGCUGAAGAGACCUUCUUGGAAGCCAUUGCUGCGGACCCAACAAACUCUUAUUACGCGGCUAAUUACGCCCAUUUUCUAUGGAACACUGGUGCAGAGGACACGUGUUUCCCCCUCGACUCGACAGGUGCCACCCAAGACGAAGCAUAAACAAAAUUCUCAAAACAGAUACACAACAAAAGUACAGCCAGCCAAAUUGAGAGAUAGAAUAGAAUAGUAAUAAAUAUUAUUGCUGAUUUUUUUCACCAUCUAGGAGAGAGGGAUAGUGGGUGUUUGGGAACAGGGUUGCACGUGAUCGCAGCGGGGACAAUUGGUGAUAGGCUAAGCGUGUUCUCACUUGGAGUGCAUGUUGGGAUUUGCGAGCUGAAGCGGUGGAAGUGGGCGGUAUUGCUAGGUGGGUUUGUGCUUUUGCUUUGCACAGUUUAUUGGUGACAUAAUCAUAUUCCAAAUUGUAAUUAAACAUUUGUUGAUAUCUGUUGGAAAUCAAAUGUAAAAUUUGGCAAA